This is a messenger RNA of Acanthosepion pharaonis, 1179 nucleotides long. NCBI's taxonomy places the organism in Eukaryota, Metazoa, Mollusca, Cephalopoda, Sepiida, Sepiidae. The record is from the annotation of a GenBank genome assembly.
AUGUAUCGAAUUCUCAUUUCUAUCUAUCUAUCUAUCUAUCUAUCUAUCUAUCUAUCUAUCUAUCUCUUUCGGUCUGUUCGUAUCUAUCUAUCUAUCUAUCUAUCUUCAUAUCUAUCUAUCACAUUUAUUUCAUAUCUAUCUAUCUAUCUAUCUAUCUAUCUAUUUGUCUAUCUUCGUAACUAUAUUCAUCUAUCUCUGUCCAUAACUAUCUAUGUAAUUCACUUCAUAUCUAUCUAUCUAUCUAUCUAUCUAUCUAUCUAUCUAUCUAUCUAUCUAUCUAAUUCUCUUCAUAACUACCUAUCAAUUUUUGUUUCUAUCUAUCUAUCUAUCUAUCUAUCUAUCUAUCUAUCUAUCUAUCUCAGUCUCUGCAUUAGCUCUCUCUCUCUCUCUCUCUCUUCUAUCCCUAUCUAUCUAUCUAUCUAUCUAUCUAUCUGGACCUUUUCAUCUAUUUAUCUUUCUGUCUAUCUAUCUAUCUAUCUGGACCUUUUCAUCUAUCUAUCUAUCUAUCUAUCUAUCUAUCUAUCUAUCUAUCUGGACCUUUUCAUCUAUUUAUCUUUCUGUCUAUCUAUCUAUCUAUCUGGACCUUUUCAUCUAUCUAUCUAUCUAUCUAUCUAUCUGGACCUUUUCAUCUAUCUAUCUAUCUAUCUAUCUAUCUAUCUAUCUAUCUAUCUGGACCUUUUCAUCUAUCUAUCUAUCUAUCUGGACCUUUUCAUCUAUUCUUUAUCUUUCUCUUCUAUCUAUCUAUCUAUCUGGACCUUUUUUUUCAUCUAUCUAUCUAUCUAUCUAUCUGGACCUUUUCAUCUAUUUAUCUUCUUUCUAUCUAUCUAUCUAUCUAUCUGGACCUUUUCAUCUAUUUAUCUAUUCUAUCUAUCUAUUCUAUCUAUCUAUCUUUUCAUCUAUCUAUCUAUCUAUCUAUCUAUCUAUGCUUGCAUAUAUAUACUAUCUAUCUAUCUAUCUAUCUAUCUAAUUCACGCUUUCAAUAUCUAUCUAUCUAUCUAUCUAUCGCUUUCAAUAUCUAUCUAUCUAUCUAUCUAUCUAUCUUCAAUAUCUAUCUAUCGCUUUCAAUAUCUAUCUAUCUAUCUAUCUAUCUAUCUAUCUAUCUAUCUAUCUCAUAGAGUUCUAUUCUCUCUAAGUCAAUUCGUAUCUAUCUAUCUAUCUGUUGUGGUAGGAUCCACCUAA